AUGAAUAUAGUAGUUAUUUCUGGUAGAUCUUCCUUAAAGGAUGGAGAGUUGCUGCUUGAAUCACUGUUUCUCAGUGUUGAUCCUUACAUGAGAGCUUACAGUCGAAGGGACAUGAAGGAAGGGGACAUAAUGAUAGGCACACAGGUUACCAGGAUUGUAGAAAGCAAGAAUCCUGCUUCCACAGUGGGGGCCUUUGUUGUGGCUGACAGUGGCUGGAGAACUCAUUUCAUUUCUGAUGGGAAAAACCUACAUCUCCGUCCUUCCAGUUGACCAGAAUCACUCCCCAAAUCUCUAGCUCUUGGAAUGGUUGGCAUGCCAGACCUCACUGCGUAUUUUGGACUGCUGGAGGUCUGCAAGAUGAAGCCAGGAGAGACGGUGCUGGUUAAUGCUGCAGCUGGCGCUGUGGGCUCUGUGGUUGGGCAGCUUACUAAAAUUAGGGGUUGCAAAGUGGUUGGCUGUGCUGGCUCAGAUGACAAGGUUGCCUAUCUGAAAAAAAUAGGCUUUGAUGAAGCUUUUAAUUACAGGACUAUUAAAUCUUUGGAUGAAGCACUGAGUAAAGCCACUCCUGAUGGCUACGACUGUUUCUUUGAUAAUGUGAGUUCAGAGAGAAGGUCUUGCCCUGAGCAGUUGUCAUUUUCCAUAAAUUACAGCAGGAUCUCAAUAUUGUAUACAUCUAACUGCAGACUACAUCAGGAACUCAAUACUGAGAUCCAUUUAAUCAAGAAAAAGAAAUUUCUGCUUUCCUGUUCCCUUUCCACACAUAUUUCUGCAGCUGACUUGGGCAGCAACAGAAAGGACAAAGAUUGAAAGGCAAAGCUGGAU
Molecule: messenger RNA, 822 nt
Organism: Empidonax traillii (willow flycatcher)
Lineage: Eukaryota; Metazoa; Chordata; Aves; Passeriformes; Tyrannidae
Product: prostaglandin reductase 1-like
Exons: 6
Biological process (GO): prostaglandin metabolic process
Molecular function (GO): 15-oxoprostaglandin 13-reductase [NAD(P)+] activity
Source: RefSeq, a predicted model, not a curated record